Molecule: messenger RNA, 1359 nt
Organism: Colletotrichum lupini
Lineage: Eukaryota; Fungi; Ascomycota; Sordariomycetes; Glomerellales; Glomerellaceae
Exons: 3
Coding region: 1-1359 (452 amino acids)
Source: RefSeq, a predicted model, not a curated record
AUGAAAGCACGGAGCCAAGCACGGCUGGUCGACUACUCUGACAGCGAGGAUGAAGCAAAAUCAGAAGUUGUAGCCACGCCAUUGGCUACUGGGCCACCAGAUGAGGAAGGGUUCGCUCAAAUAGUCAUUGGACUACAGCAAGAGUACACAAAAGAAGUCCGGGAGUUGCAGGCGCGACAAGAAGCAACAGAUCGAGAGAUGGCGGUGCAUGUGAACCAAGUCAAUAGGAGGUUGGAAAAGCAGCUCAACGUCUUGACUUCAGUCGUCAAGGAAGUUUUUGGAGUCGAUCCACUAGAUCCGGCAGUGAGACAUUGCGCGCAGCAAGAUGGCAGUAAAGAGGACCAUGAGAGAGGUGCAGUUCUCCCAUCGCCAUCUCCAACACCACCAGUGCCCGCUGAAAGAUGUGAUGUGUCGCCACCAGGACGGGAAUCCAUCACAGUUGCGUCCAGAGUUCGGACACCCGGUCCUCGGAUUCCCCAUGAGAGUCGAGAGUCACAACCAGCGGCCCCUGGGGCGUCACUACCGGUGCCUUUGAAGAAAAGGAGAAGGAAUGAUGAUACCAAUGACAGCAAGGACCACCAGGGGGAGGAGGUGUUGGAGGUGGAACCAGAGGCACUGGGGCCCAGAUCCCCCAAAGCCGAGCAAGUCACAGACAUUGCUGUCAAUGAAGCUGUUGUUCGCCGGAAAGCGUCUCGACAAAAUUUGCUAUCCCCAAGAGACCCUGUCAACCCGUACGAUGACCCGAAAUACUUCAGCCCACUGACCGUCGUUGGCAAGGAUGGAGUUCUGCGGCCAAUAUUCAAGUUCUACCCGCACCCGCCGACAGUCGAAGAGCAAUGGGCAGAGUAUAAGUACGGUCUCCACGGUCAGCAGCCUGUCGAACUGCUGGAGAAGAUGUACCGGGCCAAGUGGCGAAACGGCACGUAUGGGCGUUCGUGGUUCACUCGCCGCAAGGCCUUCUGGGACAAGAUGAAGGGGUUGCUAGAUCAAGGUCGUACGGAAGAAGAAGCGUUGGGCGUUAUGAGAGACCUUGGGAGUGGCAGCGUGCCUACUGCAGUUGCCAUUUUAUGCAAAGAGCGUGGAGAGGGAACACGCCCAGGGAGACGAAAGUAUCGGGGCCAGUCGGUCUACUCGGUAUGCGGCAGUAAACAUUCGCGAGAUGAGAGCUCCAGCAACGAAGAGAGCAGCAGCAGUGAAUCGGAGAAUGGCGAAACGCCGAGACCCAUCCGAUAUAGUCCAUCGAGGCUGCGGAAACGAAUUGUGGUGUCUAUGGACAGCGUGAGCGGCAGCGACGAGCCUGAGUCGGUGCUAUGCCCUGGACAAGAGACCGAUGGUUUGUGGGAACCUAAGGCUAACUGA